Mucor velutinosus is the source of this 564-nucleotide messenger RNA. RefSeq lists its product as uncharacterized. The record is from RefSeq and is a predicted model, not a curated record. Gene Ontology annotation, molecular function: transcription coregulator activity. Bases 1 to 564 code for a protein of 187 amino acids. The transcript has 5 exons. Gene Ontology annotation, biological process: regulation of transcription by RNA polymerase II. Gene Ontology annotation, cellular component: mediator complex; core mediator complex. Lineage: Eukaryota; Fungi; Mucoromycota; Mucoromycetes; Mucorales; Mucoraceae.
AUGGCCAACGAAACCAAAAAAGCACCUACACUGAUAGGAAGCCAAGAUUUACUGACGUACUUCAACCUCAUACCCAUAUAUAACAAGAUAGUGAAACCAUAUCCACCGCCUAAUCGAGCAGCAGGUUUGAAUCCAACACUGUUUCCAUAUAUUUCAGACCUGCCUGGCCGAAUGGAUAUGGAACCGGAUGGUUAUUUGUUGAGACUAUUACGAGAUCCACAAGCUGUAGAGAAUGGGCCCGAGAUUCGACCAUUGGAUGCAGAGACAUUGAGAGACGCGUUUUCAUUGAAAGAGGGACCAGUACCAGGCUUUGAUGCUUCGAUAUUGGGAACCGAUGACACUGGCAAUAAUACCGGAGGAAAUGGAUACAUAUCAACAUACGUUGGAGGAGGAGGAGACCAAUAUGGACAAAGCCAUGAUGCAGAUCAUGGUGAAAGAAGGCACAAGAAAAAGAAGAAGAAGAGAAGACAUGGCCAUGAACAUGAUGGUGAAGAUGGACAUGAGCACAGAAAGAAGAAGAAGAAGAAAAAGAACAUCGAUAUGGGUAUUGUGGAAAGUUUCUAG